CGUAUCAACCACCGUUGCGCAAAGACCAAAGGCAGCGCCAGUGUGCCGUGGUGCCGCAGAGAAAAACCGGCCUGCUGUGAACGCGUGCACGUGCUUCUCGCAAGGAAAACGUCGAAUGCGCGAGCUAUGUUUGUGUGCGUGUAGUGGUGUAGUUUUCAAACUGUGGGGAAGCAAGUGUCCGUGCUACACGCAAUUGUUAUCCUUUUUUAUUAUGUUUUUUGUACAUCGAAGUAUGCAACGAUUCACGGGGUAGUGAGAAGGGAUGUGAGUGAAGCAAAGGGCGAACAAAAAAUUACAUAUACAUAGAGCGUCGGUACGCACAAUUGCGAUAGUGUAGUGUAAAAGGAGGUUCCAAAUUAUUUAUCCCAACUCUGUUCAAACUCGGAUGUGUGGUGCCGCGGAAAAAUUGUUAUAUUCCACCCCAAAGCUGGCAGAAAGUGUGUUGUAUGUGCUCUUACAUAAAGCUACUGCGCUUAAAUAGCAUCUGCUCGCAGCAAACAAAAACACACGCGUACACGCGUGUUCGGAAGAAAGAACGCAGUCGCAAAAAGAAAACAAUCACUGUGUUACCAUGGCGCGAUUUCCGGUGCUUCGAAUGUUGGUGGUACUUUUCGGAGGUGUAGUGUCGAGUUCCGUGUUGGCGGCCUUAGCAACGAGCGAAAUGAAUCUGCCGGUGGAGCAGGACACCCAUCGGCAUCAUGCCCACCAGAAGGAUGCAGCAUACACGCACCAAAAGUCGUCCGAGGUGCCACUCUACCAUAAGGAGCACGAGCUGACGGAGGCGAGCGCCCGGGAGUUUGUGGCCAGAAUGAGCGAGUCCGACUUUCGUGUCCCGUCCUGGUGUAAGCCGUGCAAUGCUACCACGUUGCGUUACUGUCGCUCGCAACUGUUCCUCAACGAUCACUGCUGCUGUGAAUAUUCGCACGCCAACGAGCAACUGCCAUGGAUCUCUCACACCUGUCAUCGUAGGUUGGAAGCGCUCUGCACGGUAAACGCCGGAACGUGCAGCAAGUACCGUGCGAUCAAAGAGUGUUGCUGCGAUGUAGAAACGAAGCUGGAGUUCAAACACAAAUACUCCACCGGGACCGAUGUACAACCGGCAAGGAUUGUAGCGCUUCUUGUCCUUACCUUCUGGACUGCUUUACAUAUGCUCCUUCGCCUCAGCUAAGCUAAAUCUACUGCCUGGGAAGAUGCGAGAAAAGUGGAAGGAGUUGCGCGUACUUAAAGUGACCUUAUUCAACAAGCUUCUCGGGCCCUCGGCAGUGACCUUAUGCAUCAUGGAUGGUUCUAACAAAAAAAAAAAAAAACGCCUAGAACCCUUUACUAAAAGGGUAGCUCUUUAGCAUUCGUCAUUCGUAACGACAGCAUUCCGCCCCAAAGUGUCAUAUAAUUGGAAAUUGUGUGUAUGUGUGUGUAUGUGUGUGUGUCUGCAUUCGUUUCGCAAAUCGGCUAGUGAUGGUGUCGAACACCAUUUAUAGGCUAUAGGAACAAUGUAGCUGUUUU
Messenger RNA from Anopheles stephensi (Asian malaria mosquito), 1503 nucleotides. RefSeq lists its product as uncharacterized. The transcript has 3 exons. The record is from RefSeq and is a predicted model, not a curated record. The coding region runs from base 572 to 1168 and encodes 198 amino acids. NCBI's taxonomy places the organism in Eukaryota, Metazoa, Arthropoda, Insecta, Diptera, Culicidae.